AUGCCCGCAUCCUGGACAUUUGUGGAGGGGACACAGGAGGCCCAGAGAAUGGAGGACGGGCAGGGGCUGAGUGCAGAAGAACCCCCAGGUGCCCAGGAGAGGAAACACUUCUUGGAGGGGAGGAUGCAGAGGGUGACCAGGGCUGCGGCUGGGGUCUGCCUGGGGCUGGCGUCUCCGGGAGUGCAUGCAGGGAGGCGCCGAGGGCUCAGGAGGCUGAGCCUGCCACCCCCACACCGGUCCCGACGAGGACGGCCCGCUCUGAGCGAAGCCCCGCCCUCCCCCGAGCACUUGACCCUGCGAUGCGAGGCAGGGUCAAGUGGCCAGGAGCCAGCUGGCGGUCCUGGGGCCCCCUGUCUGCGGCUCAGCUGCCGGCACCUGCUGGACCGCGACCCGCUGACCAAGUCGGAUCCCAGCGUGGUGCUUCUGCAGCCGGCUCAGGGCCGGUGGGCGCAGGUGGACAGAACCGAGGUGGUGCGGAGCAGCCUGAACCCUGUGUUCUCCAAGGUCUUCACGGUCGACUACUACUUUGAGGAGGUGCGGCGGCUGCGCUUCGAGGUGUACGACACCCAUGGGCCCAGCAGCCUGGGCUGUGACGAGGACGACUUCCUGGGGGGAAUGGAAUGCACUUUGGGGCAGAUUGUAGCUCAGAAGAAGAUGACUCGCCCACUGCUGCUGAAGCUGGGCAGGAAGGCCGGCAAGUCCACCAUCACGGUGAUUGCCGAGGACAUCUCUGGGAACAAUGGCUACGUGGAGCUUUCCUUCCAGGCCAGGAACCUGGAUGACAAGGACCUCUUCAGCAAGUCUGACCCCUUCCUGGAGCUGUUCCGGGCCAACGAGGAUGGCAGUGAGCAGCUGGUGUACCGCACAGAGGUGGUGAAGAACAACCUCAGCCCAGUCUGGGAGCCCUUCAAGCUGUCCCUGAGCUCCCUGUGCAGCUGUGAGGAGACCCGGCCUCUGAAGGGCCUGGUCUGGGACCAUGAUGCCCGUGGGAAGCAUGACUUCAUCGGCGCCUUCUCCACCACCUUCGCGGAGAUGCAGGCGGCCUUCACUCGGGGUCAGGUGAGCCAGGCACUGUGUCCCCCCGGUCUGGGCACAGUUACACGAGAGGAGACAUGGUGACAAUGGUGCGGGGACACUAUGGUACCGUGCCAGACCCACAUCACUGUCACUGGUCAUCG
This is a messenger RNA of Fukomys damarensis (Damara mole-rat), 1178 nucleotides long. RefSeq names its product copine-7. The transcript is spliced from 9 exons. The record is from RefSeq and is a predicted model, not a curated record. Bases 1 to 1119 code for a protein of 372 amino acids. Gene Ontology annotation, biological process: cellular response to calcium ion. Gene Ontology annotation, cellular component: plasma membrane. NCBI's taxonomy places the organism in Eukaryota, Metazoa, Chordata, Mammalia, Rodentia, Bathyergidae. Gene Ontology annotation, molecular function: calcium-dependent phospholipid binding.